This is a messenger RNA of Penicillium taxi, 1644 nucleotides long. Its product is annotated as rRNA-processing protein PWP1. Gene Ontology annotation, biological process: rRNA processing. Gene Ontology annotation, cellular component: nucleus. The transcript is spliced from 2 exons. NCBI's taxonomy places the organism in Eukaryota, Fungi, Ascomycota, Eurotiomycetes, Eurotiales, Aspergillaceae. Bases 1 to 1644 code for a protein of 547 amino acids. The record is from RefSeq and is a predicted model, not a curated record. Gene Ontology annotation, molecular function: protein binding.
AUGACUUCGAUGAUUACUACCACAGCAUGGGUGCGGCGUGGUGUUGCCGCCCAAUUCCCUACAAAAUAUGAGAUUAAUGAGGAGGAGAUGAACCGGAUAUCCAAGCUUGCUCGUAUGCAGCUGGAGGAGGCUCAGGAUGAUUUGAAUGCUGCCCAAGAUGGCGGCAAGGAUGAGGCCGAUGAGGAUUCUGCCAUGGAUGAGGAUACCAAAGCGGAUGAUGCUAUGGAAGACGUUGACGAGAAGACGACCUCGAAAAAGGGAACUGACUCUAAGAGUACUGAUGACGACGAUGUUUUGAAAGAGUUUGAUCUCGACCACUAUGACAGCGAUGAGAUCGACGAGGAAGGCGAGAAAAUAACAAUGUUCGGCAAUGUGCAAUCGCUCGCCUACCACCAGCCCAACGAGGAGGAUCCCUACCUCGUCAUCCCCGAAGAUGAGAAGGACGAGGAGCGUGAGGAGCUACAGAUCAUGCCGGAAGACAACUUGCUCUUGGCCGGAAAGGUGGAAGAUGAAGUCGCCCAUUUGGAGGUUUAUGUCUACGAGGAUCGCGCUGAUAACCUCUACGUCCACCACGACAUCAUGCUGCCGGGAAUUCCUCUCUGUUUGGAGUGGCUCGAUAUCCCCGUUGGCAAGAACACUGAGGGACGUACACAAGGUAACUUUGUCGCCGUGGGAACCAUGGAGCCUGACAUUGAGAUCUGGGACCUUGACGUUGUGGAUUGCAUGUACCCCAAUGCCAUUCUCGGACAAGGUGGUCAGGACUCUGGCGAAAAAAAGAAGUCAAAAAAGAAGAAGGCCAAGGCCAACGACGAAUAUCACAUCGACUCGGUACUAGCUUUGGCAGCUAACCGCCAGCACCGCAAUCUGCUGGCAUCAGCCUCCGCAGACCGUACCGUUAAGCUCUGGGAUCUCAACACAACCAGCUGCGCCAAGUCUUACUCUCACCACACCGACAAGGUCUGUUCGCUAGACUGGCACCCAACUGAAUCCACCAUUCUGCUGAGCGGUAGCUACGACCGCACUGUGGUCGCUGCUGACAUGCGUGCUCCUGACUCCCAGGCUCGUUGGGGUGUCGAUGCCGAUGUGGAGACCGUUCGCUGGGACCCGCACGAUCCAAACUACUUCUAUGCCACUACCGAUGCUGGAAUGUUGUAUCGCUUCGACAUCCGUAACGUCCCAGCUACCCCAGCCGAGUCUAAGCCGUUUUGGACAUUGCAGGCCCACGACUCCUCAAUCUCAUCCUUUGACAUCAACCGUACCAUCCCCGGUUUCUUGGUGACCGGAUCCACAGACAAGCAGGUCAAGAUCUGGAACGUCGAAAAUGACAAGCCCAGUCUGGUUGUCGCACGCAAGUUGGAGGUUGGAAAGGUCUUCUCAAGCAACUUUGCCCCUGAUGCCGAGGUUGGAUUCCGUCUGGCUGUGGCUGGAAGUAAGGGCAAUGUCCAGGUUUGGGAUGCUUCUACCAACGGCGCUGUGCGCCGUGCUUUCGUGUCACGUCUGCCUGAUCUUGCCGGCGAGGUGAAGGAGCGUUUCGUUGGUAUUGUGCCUGACGACGAUGAGGAUUCGGAUGAAGAGAUUGCUGGAGACGCGGGUGGUGAACCUGCUGCUGGCCGUGAUGGCUGGGAGUCCAUGGAGGAAGAUUAG